CGGCCAGACAGUCGCUCUGACAGACGUGAGAUAGCGUGAUAUGUGAUGAUGCAUGCUGCUUUUUUCUCUUCGUCAUUGAUUGUCCCUGCGAGCCUUGGAACGACUGCUGUAGCAUAUCAGUGUGAAGCUUAUGACUCACACACCAUGUUUGUCUGUCUAUCUGCCCGUUUGUCUGUUUGUCUGUCUUCUGUUGUGCAUGUACAUACAUACAUACAUUUUGAGGGCGACUGACUGGCUGUGAAAGACACGAGGCAUUGAAGUGAUCAUCACACGAUGAAAGCGUCUCUUGUGUCAUGCACUGUCUGCCUGUUGGCCUGCCUCGGCGCUGUGUCGGCUCUGCGCCGCCUCGUGCCGUCGGUGUCCAUCCCCACACGAAAGAUCGAGCGUAUUGUCUUCAGCAAGUUCUUGUACUCCGAGGAGAAGAACUGCACGAAGCAGCAAGUGAGUCCCGACAGAGAGCUGAAAUUCAGCUUUGUCAGUCAGGACAUCGCAGGUGAGUGAAUACAGUGGCGAAGAAAGACAUCUGUCGUCCGUCUGAGUGUCUGUUGGUCUGUGUGUCUCCGUGCUGUUUGUGCAGGGUGGCACAGUGGCUACGUGGAGGGCGGCGACAAGGCUGUUUACCAUCUGGGCUCUGAGGACAUGUUCUACAAGAAAGUAAGGGACCAUCGCAUCCAGCUACACAUCCAUACACGCACAAGAACAGACGGUUACUGCACCGUCGAUCUGCUUUGUGCGUGCGCGUGUGUGUGUCUCGUCUGCAGCCCAAGAUCAGCCCCCUCAUGCCUGUGCCACAGAUUGUCUCCGCCGCAUCGCUCCGCAAGGCCAUCAUCCUCCGCAACUUCCAGUGCCCGUCGGCACACGUCUCCGUGGACGUCGCACUCGGCGCGCCGGGUGCCGUCAAGGCGGGAGCCGUCGGGCUUGUGCUGCGAGUGAGCAUCCAUGUGAAGCAAAGCCAAUCGAGACACAUUGUCUGCGUGUGUUGCGCGGCAGGCAUACGACACAGAGAACUUCUUUGUCAUCAUGAUCAACAUCAAUGCUGUAUGUAUGCGGGACUCACAAACGGAAGCAUGUCGGCCGCCACCGGUGUCUGUGUCUCUCUGCAGGUCGAGUUGUAUCAAGUGGUGGACGGCGAGGCGACUGUUCUGGACACCAAGAAGAAGUGGGGCGACGGAAGAGAAGUUCAGCUCCAAGGUCAGGCAGGCAUUCAGAGAGAGAGCGACCCACUUGUUGCUGUGCGGAUGUGUGUAGGCUAUCCCCAGUUCUACCGAUUGGUUCUCGAUGACGACUUAGGCGACGUUACGGUGUCGCUCACGAGCCUCCAGGAGGGCGUGCAACAGGACCUCAACUACACACGACCCCAACAAUCACCCUCGGAACUCGCCAACCCGAAGGUAAGACACAUAGCUCCAGAAGACACGAAAGAUGACCGGUUGUGUCUCGAUCCGUCAGAAUCUCCCUCUGCCUCCGUGUAUCUCUGUCAGGCUCAGGCGAUUGGUCUUGUGACUUCGAAUGGCGGCGGCUCGUUCAAGAAGCUGUCUGUGGAACCGAUCGGUGAAAAACUAUGUACCCAUCUCAUCCAUCCUCAGUCCUUGCUCGGGUUGCAUGUGUGUCGAUGCAUGCAGACUACGAGGCGCUGUUGCCUCCCAAUCCGCCCCAAGUGACGCCUGCGCCCUUCAGCAUUUCUGGCGGCGGCAAACAGGGCCUACACCCAGAGAGUGGCACGGAUUACUGGUAACAGCAGCGCCAACGCAGCAGACUGAAAGUCGAAUGGAAAGACGUUGAUUGGUUGCCUUGUGUGUGUGCAGUCCCCCUGGCGCUCUCUGUGCUCCCGAACCUUACAAAGCCUUCCAUGUCGAUUAAGUGAUCACCAGGACAGUGUCGCGUCACAUACAGACAUGCAGUGACUGAGCAGCAGCCAAUCACCAUUCAAGCGCA
Molecule: messenger RNA, 1935 nt
Organism: Vitrella brassicaformis
Lineage: Eukaryota; Vitrellaceae
Source: the annotation of a GenBank genome assembly